Molecule: messenger RNA, 1824 nt
Organism: Bradysia coprophila
Lineage: Eukaryota; Metazoa; Arthropoda; Insecta; Diptera; Sciaridae
Product: UDP-glucosyltransferase 2-like
Molecular function (GO): UDP-glycosyltransferase activity
Source: RefSeq, a predicted model, not a curated record
GCUAUAGCAACAAAAAACGAAAUCAGUAUAAAUAAAGCGUUCGGUACAUGAUGCGCUGAUGGUUUUGAGUGAAUUGUGUCUGAUCCGUGAACAUAUUUCAGCUGAUUUGUUAUUUGGGACUGUCAUUGACGGUAUAUAAGACGCGAGUUCAGACCAUCCCGAUCCCAUUCCGUACGAAAUGUUGAUGAAAUUCAGUUUUUUGAUAAUUCUAAACAGUUUGUUCGCCAAUGGAGCAAAUAUUCUAUUUCUUGCCACCAUUCGGUCACCGAGUCAUCACUUUUGGAAUAACGCAAUGGUCACAGAGUUGGCACAACGAGGUCAUAAUAUAACUGUGAUCUCACUAGCCAAGGAUAAAAAUCCACCUCCAGGCGUUCAUCAUAUUCUAAUCGAAAACUAUGACGAGGACAACAGUGAAUCAGUCAAGGAAAUUGUCGCAUCCGCAAGUCGAGAAAGUUUCUGGUCUGAGUUACUUCUCUUACAGCAUCAUGCCACUGAGUACUGCGAAAGUGCAACCGAUACGAAUGGUUUCAGAACACUCCUGAAUUAUCCGGAUGAUUUCAAAGUGGAUCUCAUCAUUCACGAUUACACCGGUGGGCCAUGCUUUCUGCCAUUCGUUCAUAAAUUCAAAUAUCCGCCAUUGAUUGGUGUUACAACUUAUAGCCAUCCGUCGUUUACGAACCAAGUUAUUGGCGGCCAUCAAUAUUACGGUUACAUACCAAUCCAUGCACUAUUCUACGAUGACAAUAUGAACUUUUGGCAACGCUUGCAGAAUUUUGCCCUGCACAUGGUGGAAUAUGGCUACAGACAGCGAAUAGUUUUACCGACUGUUAACGACAUUGUCAGAAAGCGUUUUGGUGCUGACAUUCCGCCUGUCGAAGACAUUGAACGGAAAACUGCACUCGUUUUCGUAAACACCAAUCCGACGAUGGAUUUUGGGGCACCGCUACCGGAAAACGUCAUUCCCGUCGGUGGGCUACACAUUAAAGACCCGAAAUCAAUACCAAAGGAACUGAAAACAUUUAUCGAUUCAUCGAAGAAGGGAGUCGUUUUAUUCUCUCUUGGAACGAAUUUUCUCAGUUCCUAUAUGCCCAAAUCAACGCAACAAUUGUUCCUCGAUGUUUUCAACGAGCUACCCAACUACCAUUUUCUAUGGAAAUUCGAAACCAAUAUGUCGUCAGCUGAACUACCGAAGAAUGUUCAAAUCCACUCCUGGUUGCCAAUAUCGGAUCUUUUAGUUGAUUCGCACGUCAAGGCCAUUUACUUCCAUGGUGGACUAUUGACCACACAGGAAACAAUUUGGAGAGGAGUGCCAUCUGUUAUUAUGCCAUUUGGUUUGGAUCAGAAUCAAAAUUUGAUUAAACUGAAGCGUCUUGGCAUGGCCGAGGGUGUAGAUUAUUAUCAUUCGUUGAAUCGACAAAACGUAAAGAAUGCAUUGCUCAAGGUACUCGAGGAUCCGUCGUACCGAGAAAAUGCCCAGAAAUGGUCAGCACUGUUCAGAGAUCAAAAAGAAAAGCCUCUUGACAGGGCCGUUUGGUGGAUCGAGUGGGCUGUACGUAAUCCGAACAGUGAGCAUUUGACAUCUCCUGUACAUCGGCUCGGCUUUUUCGUUGCAAAUGCAUACGAUAUUAUCGCUGUGAUUACGUUGUGCAUCACAGUUUGCUUAUUUGUUUUGAUCAAGUGCAUUUGUACCUGCACUGGCAGAGGUGGCAGACGAGGAAAUCAUGAAAAACGGUCUGCUAGUCACAAGAAGCGACAGUGAACUUUUUUACAUUUUCUCUGAUAAUCUGAUAACUGGAGAAAUGAAUAAAAUUCUUCGAAAAUAAA